UUCUGGUCCAUCUCUCUCUGCCAAACUCCUGCAACUUUCAAACUACCCAUGAAAAUGGCUUCCUUUUUUUCUCUCUCCUCUUCUCACCUCAGUCAUUUCUCUUCCUUCUUGUAGUCCAUGCUCCCACUGUAACAACACCAUGAAACAGAGUCGAGGGCACAUGUUUUUAACUCUCUCUUGAACCCGUUAUGGUAAGCAUCACAAAGCUUUGUUUAAUAUUGUAGACCCUAUCAAGUUCUUCCCUUUUGUGCUCAAGAUUGGGUUUUUGGUUUGAAGUUUGAUGCCCAUUUGGUGUUCUUGAUGAUUCUCUUCGUUAACUCAGUCAAAGUCAUAACUUGGUGUCUCGUGGUGAUUCGAAGGUGGGAUUUCAGCUGUCUUGACUUGGUUUCUGAUCUGUUUUCAGAUCUUCAACGGCUUGAUGUCUCUGAGUUCUGGUCAGUUUUCUCUGCUAACCCCUUAUUGCGUGGAAGAAUUAUCUGAGUCAGAGCUUGAGAAUUUCGUGGUAGCUUCUCGGGUUUAACAAACUAGAUGAAGUGCCGCUCAGGGUGGUGGUAGUUGAGCAUGUAUGAAGAUCUUCGAUCGUUUCUAGGGUGUUGAUAUCUGGGGCAACCGGUUAGCUAGGUUUGGUAACUUUUAUAGUUUUCUUCUGUUUAACUCAUUUGGGGCUUUAUGGUUGUGCAAGUAGGGCUUUUGGUAUAUGGUAGAUGCUAAAAGUUUGGAUUUUGUGGAUUUUUCUCAGUUUUGUAUGAUUUUGUUCAUGUUUUUCCACUGAGGGUAGAGAAGUCAUUGAUAUGUAUAGGGUUCAUCAUCAAUCAAGGGCAACAAUCUAUGGAAAAUUUGAGCCUUUGUGGGAAAGAUUGUAUGUUCUUAUUACUUGUUAGGAAACUUAUUUGGUGAGAGUUUGAAUCUCUUGCCAAUUGCCAUAUCUUAUGGGAUCUUUAGCUAAGUAAUUAACAUUGCUAGUAGGCUCUUGGUGCUUUCAUCAAAAUGCCUGGAAAUGAUCACUGUUUCGUGGAGUGGGAUGAGCAAUUUGUGUCUCAGGAGCGUGGGAACCGUGUGGUUCACUAUUAUUUGAAGGAUUCAAAUGGAGAAUCUAUCCUUGCAAUUGUGGGUACUGAGAGGAGUGUUAGGCAUAUGUUUUAUGUUGUUGCUGAGGAAUUUGUUCGAGUUUAUGGUGCUCAAAAUUCCAUCCAUGCCGGUUUCAAGUGGAGAUCGAGAAGGGAAGUUGUGGAUUGGCUUACAUCUAUGCUAUCAAAGCAGCACCUGCAGGCAGAUCUUUCCAAAUCGCUGGAUGACAUGGCUCUAGAAUAUCCAGAAAGUGCAAUGAAUGUGGUUAAUAGUCAACAGACACGGCAGAUCCAUCUGUCAAGGAAUUCUUUUGCACACAAUUCUGACAUUGUGUGGUCAGGCAUCGCAUGGAGAUGUGGGAAGAAACUCAGGCAUUAUUCGGCAUUUUGCAGGAAUGGGAUUACAAUAAGGGUUUCAUCCUUCGUCUUUGUCAUGGCUAAGGGAGAGAAUCACUACAUUGCUUAUUUGGAAGAUAUGUAUGAAGACAAGAGGGGACAGAGAAAGGUCAAAGUAAGGUGGUUUCACCAUAAUCAGGAAGUCAAGGGUGUAGUUCCUCUACGAAAUCAUCACCCAAAAGAAGUAUUCAUAACACCGCAUGCGCAGGUCAUUAGUGCAGAGUGUAUAGAUGGUCCUGCUGUAGUCUUAACCCGUGAACAUUAUGAUAAAUGCCUGGCUGUUUUUCCUGAAUCUUACCUGGCCAAAGUAUACCUAUGCUCUAGACGGUUCAGAAACAAUAGGGUGAAGCCUUUUGAUGUAAGUGAAUUGCGUGGCUAUUUUGAACAACCAAUUUUGUCAUGUUUGAAUUCAAACACCUUCCGGGAGCCUGACUCCAUAUCCCAUAGCCUAACUGAUGAAGAAGAUGAAGGGUUAAGCUCAGAAGAGAAAAUAAAGCUGGGAGCUAAGAGGACUAGAAUUAAUAGAGGGUGGCAAACAUUUAGGCAAGAGCGACCAGGAGUCAAACUUUCUGGCAGACAGUGUGAGAUGAUGAAUCUUGAACCCAAAUGGAAGGACGUAAAAUAUGGAGACAAGACACUACUUUCCCUCAAGCAUGUUGAGUAUCAGCCGUGGUAUAACCCAGUUUUUAAGGCUGAUGACAAGAUAGAAUUGUUGUGCCAGGAUAGUGGCAUCCGUGGCUGCUGGUUCAGGUGUACCGUCUUGCAUGUAUCCCCUAAACAGAUAAAAGUUCGAUAUGAUGAUGUGCAAGAUGAAGAUGGUCAUGGCAAUCUUGAGGAAUGGAUCCCCACUUUCAAAGUUGCCAUGCCUGAUAAACUUGGCAUGAGGUGCACAUGCCGCCCAACGGUCCGACCAACUCCUCCUAAUGAACAAGUGGACCUUGCAAUUAAAAUUGGGGUUGCAGUUGAUGCAUGGUGGAGCGAUGGCUGGUGGGAAGGGGUUGUAACCGGAGUUGACAAAUCUGUUGAUAACAAUCUGCGAGUUUAUUUUCCUGGCGAGAACUCAUUUUUGAACAUACACAAAAAGGAUCUAAGAUUUUCCAGAGAUUGGGUUGGUGAUCGGUGGAUUGAUAUUGAGGAAAAGCCUGACAUACUCUCACAUAUAGAUGCUGCCAACCCUGAAAUUAAAAAUUCCAUGUCCUCAUCUAUAGCUAAGGACAUCACCUCUACUGAAGUUUUUACUGAUAGUAAACUUGAAAUUGUUGAAGAACAAAAGCCUCAUUUAGCUGCAUCAGCCAGCUCCAGUAGCCUUCCGGAAGACAUCGAGGAGAAUAAGAAGCCUUCAUCAUUAGAAGGUGAAAUCAUGGAGGAUGACGGUGAUGAUGUCAAUGCCACUCAUGUCAAUAUGGAUGAUGUCAAAGGUAAUAAUGAAGGUGAUGCCAGUGGUGAUAAUAACAAUGACAAGGCAGAGAUGGGUUUACUUGAAACUUCUGACCAGAGUUGUAAAGCUGUAGAACUAAUGGAAAUUACCGCGUAUGUUGAUUAAUUAAUGCUUGAGGUGUUUAGGUUUUGUAAAUAGUCAUAUGGAUGUUACUUGUAGGGAAGCCAUUGCGGUUUAGCUUGACGUGUGGGGUUUGUAGGUUGUACAGUCUUGAAGUUGGAUUCUUGAGGUUUCGGUUUGACUGUAAGAGAACCUCCAUUUAGUUCCCUUCAAUAUAAGCCCUUCCGAAUGAUCGGUUAUAAUGAUA
Tripterygium wilfordii is the source of this 3208-nucleotide messenger RNA. RefSeq lists its product as uncharacterized. Gene Ontology annotation, molecular function: chromatin binding. The record is from RefSeq and is a predicted model, not a curated record. Bases 988 to 3006 code for a protein of 672 amino acids. NCBI's taxonomy places the organism in Eukaryota, Viridiplantae, Streptophyta, Magnoliopsida, Celastrales, Celastraceae. The transcript has 6 exons.